Molecule: messenger RNA, 1662 nt
Organism: Daucus carota subsp. sativus
Lineage: Eukaryota; Viridiplantae; Streptophyta; Magnoliopsida; Apiales; Apiaceae
Exons: 4
Coding region: 1-1662 (553 amino acids)
Source: RefSeq, a predicted model, not a curated record
AUGAAUGCAAAGCUCCGGAAUGAGAUCAAUUCUUUUCAAAAGCAGAAUGAUGAAUCUUUGUAUGAUGCAUGGGAGAGAUUUAAAGAAUUACUCAGGAAAUGUCCUCAUUAUGGUAUUCUUCAUUGCAUUCAGAUGGAGACUUUUUAUAAUGGUCUCAAUGCUCAAACAAAGAUGGUGGUGGAUGCAUCAUCAAAUGGGGCUCUUCUCUCUAAGUCCUAUAAUCAGGCUUAUGAAAAAUUCUUGAAACAAUUGCUACCAACAACUAUAAGUGGUCAUCUUCUUGAGCUCAAACAGGGAAAAAGUUGUCCUUCAAAUCCAGAAUCUGUCUUUUACAUGGGAAAUCAAAACAAGGGUGGCCCUUACUCGAAUACUUACAAUCAGUCAUGGAGGCAACAUCCUAAUUUUUCUUGGAGCAAUCAAGGGGCAAAUUCUGGAACUUCAAAUGGCAACGAGUACAUCAUCAAGAAUGAAGCUAGUAGAUCUCAGACUGAAGCUCUGGUCCAAAGUCAAGCGGCAUCCUUAAGAAACUUGGAGAAUCAAGUUGGGCAACUAGCUAAUGAACUAAGGAAUCGACCACGUGGCACUCUCCCUAGCGAUACCGAAAAGCCUAUUGGUGUUGGGAAUGAGCAUUGUAAAGCCAUGACAUUCAAAAGCGGAAAAGUUUUGGGGAACACUGUUAUUGAUGCCAAACAUGAUGAUUCUGUUGAACCUAGUGGAAAUGAGAAAAUUUCUGACAACAAAGAAAACGAGAAUGACAAGCUCCACAUCAAUAUUCCUCUUGUAGAAGCUCUUGAGCAGAUGCCCAACUAUGUGAAAUUCAUGAAGGACAUUCUUACGAAGAAGAGAAGGUUGGGGGAGUUUGAAACUAUAGCUCUAACAAAGGAGUGUAGCUCAUUCUUGCAACAUAAAUUACCUACAAAAAUGAAAGAUCCAGGGAGUUUCACUAUUCCUUGCACUAUUGGUGACUCUUAUUGUGGAAUGGCAUUAUGUGAUUUGGGGGCUAGCAUAAACUUGAUGCCUAUGUCGGUGUUCAAAAAAUUGGGGAUUGGAGAAGUUCGGCCUACUACUGUCGCUCUUCAACUAGCUGAUAGAUCUCUUGCUCAUCCAGAGGAAAAGAUUGAAGAUGUUUUGGUCAAGGUAGACAAGUUCAUAUUUCCUGCUGAUUUCAUCGUGUUGGAUAAUGAGGCUGAUCGAGAGGUUCCCAUUAUCUUGGGAAGACCAUUUAUUGCUACAGGAAGAACUCUCAUCGAGGUGCAAAACGAUGAGCUAACUAUGAGGGUUCAAGAUGAAAAGGUGACUUUUAAUUUCUUUAAAACAAUAAAAUAUUCUGAUGAUGUAGAAGAUUGCUCAGCUAUCACUUUAUUUGAUGAGCUAAUUUCUGAUAAAUUAGACUCUAAUUUUUCUCACGAUCCUUUGGAGCAAUUAAUAUUAGAUGCUUCUCAAGAGGGAUAUGAUAAUGUUGAACUCUUAGCUUGGUUGGAUGCAAAUUCACAAGUUACAAGAACUAGGGGACGCUUUGAGUCAUUGGAUCUGUCGUCAAGGGAGUUCAAGACUCCUAAGCCAUCAAUUGAUGAACCACCAGAGUUAGAACUAAAGGCUCUUCCUUAUGAAAUAUGCUUAUUUGGGACCUUCUUCCACUUUGUCUAUUAUUAUCUCUGCUGA